GCUCAUUCUUUGUGCUAUAGUCGUAUAUAGAAAUCAGAUAAUUCCUUAUCAUAUUUAAAUUUGAUGUUACACGAAGGAUUUGGUUUAAAGAACCAAUUAUGCAUCAAGUUUUAAUUCUAAUAUGUUUAGCUGUGUCUGGAAUGGCGACAGCUGAGUCAGAAACAGAGUCCGCUAUUCUAAAAAGGCUGGAAGCAACAGAAAGGCUCGUUCAAAGUCUCUUUGAUGAAGUGGAAAGCUUGAAAGUGCAGGACCAAAUCCAUAAAGAGCAAAUUGUCGGCUUGAAGAAACAGUUACACUGGCAGCGACAACGUAACAGUUACCUUGGAAAACUUAACAGGCUAAGAACCGGUAAACUAAAGACGGGUCAAGUGGAAGAUACUGUGCCAGUUAGCAAUAAAAAUCCGGAUCAUGUUGAAACCAAACAUGAUGCACAAGUAAACAGAAUAAGGAGAGCCGAAAAUGAAAUUCACGUGGCUUUUUUCGCAAAAAUGGACAAACAUCUGGUACAUGCUGGAAUCCACCAGAAUAUCGUCUUCGAUACUGUUGUCACUAAUGUAGGAAAUGGUUAUCACAGUCAUGUAGGAACAUUCAUAGCUCCGGUGUCUGGAACAUACGUAUUCUCUGCAACUCUUGUUUCAUUCUACCAUGUAAAUGCACAUGCAGAGUUUGUAAAAAACGGCCAGGUCCUCACAACAAUGUUUGUUAAUGGUGCUGAAGCUGGUUAUGAUACAACAAGCCAAACAAUAGUUCUUCAGCUGCAAAAAGGGGAUGACGUAGUUGUUCAAAAUAAAGACGCUGACAAGUCGUUCUAUGGCACAGGUCAAGGUACUUUCUCUGGGUUUCUUUUGUUUGAAGAUUUCUCAAGUCCAAGUAUCGUUGGAAAAUGAAAUGAAAUAUAAGGAUACAAGAAAAAAUAAAUAGUUCUGAGUUCAG
This is a messenger RNA of Ruditapes philippinarum (Manila clam), 933 nucleotides long. Its product is annotated as heavy metal-binding protein HIP-like. Lineage: Eukaryota; Metazoa; Mollusca; Bivalvia; Venerida; Veneridae. Bases 99 to 887 code for a protein of 262 amino acids. The transcript is spliced from 3 exons. The record is from RefSeq and is a predicted model, not a curated record. Gene Ontology annotation, molecular function: protein binding.